AUGAAUUCAUUGUAUUACCCAUAUUUACGCCGUGAUCAUUUGAAAGGGCUCAAUGAGUACAAAUAUAAUGCCGUUGAUACAUCACCUGUAUCUUUGUAUGUUACCCAACCAUUUUGGAACUGGUUGGUUGAGUUUUGUCCACGAUGGUUUGCACCAAAUUUAAUGACAUUUCUUGGUUUUCUUCUUCUUGUUGUUAAUUUUGUUAUGUUUACAUAUUAUGAUUUACAUUUUACGCAAGCACUUGUUCUACCAUCAUGGGUUUGGCUUGUUGCAGCAAUUUGUCAGUUUUGGUCACAUCAUUUAGAUGGUAUGGAUGGAAAACAAGCUCGACGUACAAAAACAAGUAGUCCUUUAGGAGAAUUAUUUGAUCAUGGUGUUGAUUCAUGGGCGAGUUUUCUAUUUCCAAUCUGUAUUUUUUCUGUUAUAUCACAAAAUGAAGAUGGAUUUAGUCCGAUGGCUAUGCAUCUAUCACUUGUAUCUAUUUAUAUAACAUUUAUUGAUUCACACUGGGAAAAAUAUAAUACGAAAGUAUUAUUUUUACCAUGGUCAUAUGAUAUAUCAAUGAUAAUUAUGACUCUAACAUAUCUAAUAGCAUAUGCUUUUUCACCAAGUGUCUUUCAUUUUACUAUUCCUAUAAUAAAUGUAACAUUUAUUCAAAUAGUAAAAUAUGCAUGGCCAAUAUUGGGAUUGUUAAGCGGAGUUCCAAUUAGUAUUGUUCAUAUUUAUGAGUCAUAUCGAACUGGUAAAGGAUACAAUCGUACAUUUUUUGAAGCAAUUAGACCAUUAAUCUCACCAGCUAUUCUAAUUAUUUCCUCAACAUGGUGGGGAUUUUCAUCUCCUCAUAUGAUAUUAGAAAAACAACCACGUCUAUUUCUAGCAGCUGUUGGUGCAACUUUUUCAAAUAUUGCAUGUCGUCUUGUUGUCGCUCAAAUGACUUCAACUCGAUCAGAUGGUAUUAAUACACUUUUGUAUCUUUAUGUACCAAUACAAAUCAUGUCUGUUUAUGGUCUAUUCAAUGGGAGAAUGGAAUUUAUAGUAUUAUUUGCAUACAAUAUUUUUGUUACAUUAGCUCAUAUUCAUUAUGGUUGCUGUGUGGUUCGCCAAAUCUGUGAUCAUCUCAAUAUCUUUGCAUUCAAGAUACCUCAUAGUACAAAAGAUUCAAUAGGUGCUGAAGUGCAUAUUAAGCAUUAA
Messenger RNA from Adineta steineri, 1191 nucleotides. Lineage: Eukaryota; Metazoa; Rotifera; Eurotatoria; Adinetida; Adinetidae. The record is from the annotation of a GenBank genome assembly.